Venustampulla echinocandica is the source of this 1047-nucleotide messenger RNA. RefSeq lists its product as uncharacterized. The record is from RefSeq and is a predicted model, not a curated record. Lineage: Eukaryota; Fungi; Ascomycota; Leotiomycetes; Helotiales; Pleuroascaceae. Gene Ontology annotation, biological process: intracellular signal transduction; protein phosphorylation. Gene Ontology annotation, cellular component: nucleus; cytoplasm. Gene Ontology annotation, molecular function: ATP binding; MAP kinase activity. Bases 1 to 1047 code for a protein of 348 amino acids. The transcript has 4 exons.
AUGACCUUGCGUGCUGGAAAAAUCAUUCGGGGAGCAUCAGGAACUUAUAAGCUGCUGGACGCCUUGAAAUCUCUCACCAUCUACAAAGCUCAAGUGCUGUCGGGUCCUCGUAUGAAUGCGAGAUGGUAUGUCUCUAUCACCAUGCUGGAAUUGCCAAUGUCUUACUCCAACCAAAGGGCUGUCGUAAAAACAGCUGUAGCUGAACUCGAAAAUGCCGCCUUGAAGCGUGAAUACAACAAUUAUAAGAUCCCCGACAUUGCCUCGAGUCCCUACAUCCGAACCCUCUACAACGCUCUUGGUUCCUUUGAAGAAGACGUACGCCAGUGUGAUGCCGCUGCGGAAGACCCGUUAUGUCUGGUAUUCGAAUGUCUGGAAACUGAUCUGCAAUCGUUAUCAUCCCACCAAUAUCGACGCGAUUCACGAUUGCCCAAGAUCAUUUCUAAAUCGGUCCUGUAUUCUACUGCUAGCAGUGUUGUCCAUAUGGGACUAAAGCGAUUAGAUGUUAACCCAAACAAUGUUUUCCUGUCGAGGAUCGAUGGGCCUUCACCGAUAAUUAAAUUAGGAGAUUUAGGACUGAUGGUUAAGGAGGGUUAUAACAGCCAGCGGCUUCACUGUCUUCCAUGUCGGGCUCCGGUGGUGUGGCAAGGCAUAGGCUGUUUUCACUCCUCAGAUACUAAUAGAGAAGUUGGGACAUUGACUCCACGGGAGAGCUAUUUUGGUGCAAGUGACAAGAUCGUCGAGGAUCAUACCGAAGCGUGGUGCAUUGCAAAACUCCAGAGUCUCGUUGGGUCACUCGGGAUCUGUAUUGAUUAUCAGCCGUACAAGAGCGAAUUUGAGCUUGCUGAACAAUUGACAUCGAUGGAAAUUGGACCGGGUCUCGGCAAGCUAAUCAAAGUAGGUACCUUGCGCCAGGAACUACAAUCUCUCUCAGAUCCAUCGGUGUCGACUCGGCUACUGGACUUUAUCGACUAUUUACUCGUCAUCGAUAUGGCAAAGAGACCAACGGCUCGGGAAGCCCUGCAAAAUCCAUACCUUCAGUAUGUCUAA